CCUUGAUGAGGAGGAAGGGAGUUCAACAGCAGGUGUCAGCAUGAGCAAGACGAAGGCUGAGGAAGAACAAACGAUGGAUGAUCCAGAGAAGUUGAAGCUGGCUCCGAAGGCAAAUGACAAUAUAAGUUUCACACCUGAACUGGUGCCUGAGGCUUGGAAGAGAGCAUACAGGUACAAGUGUCCCGGUCCAGGUGUCUUCCGGUGCGCCUUGACCGAAAUGGUGUUUGUGAUGGCUCGGGAGGCAGAGCUGCUGUACAGCACGGUCCUAUGGGAUGACAACAUCACCCAAUCAGCUGGCAAGAAGCGCGCAGGGCUGCUGUUCAAACUCACGUGCUCUGUGGAUGACGCCGUCAGUCAGAUCCACCUCCCACACUGCGAAACAGAGGAUGCGUUGGCUGUCGAAGGCCUGUUGUCUGUCGCCAACAUCAGCGACGAUGGAGUGGUCUUCCUGGAGCCGCUGGAGGUUACAGACACUCAUGUGCUUGUGAAGGUCCCCAACCUCUCCACCUUUGGCUUGGUCCGGGACAUCCGAAGGUUUAUGAAAUCCAAACGGCUCGGAAAGGCCAACGUGCUGCUGUUCCACCGAACUCCGUGGCCAAAUGUUGAAAUACUCGAUGUAUUAAUGCUGCCCUCCAACGUCCCUCUAACAGAAGUAAAGAGCGUCAGCCAACACAGAGAUACCGAGCAACUCGACGUUCCUCCUGAAUGUGUAAUCAGCUAUGAGCAACUUUACUCUGUCCACACUUCACCCGAUGAGCACAAAACGCAACCUCAUAAUGAAAAGUUUUGGUCAGACUACGGACCAAAUUACCACUCAAAAUUUGAAAUUUUGCUAAAAACGAUACCAGAUAAAUUGACUGUGAUGAUUUCGGACCAAGCGAAGAAAGACAUCUGGAAAAGUGAAGUGCAUCUGUCAGGGAUGCCGUGAUUCAGUCGAGUGAAGACGAUAAAGGGAGAAGAAAACUGACACAAUGUCAGAGUGCUGUUCUUUGUUUCAGCCACCAGAUGGAGCUAGAGCAUUUCGAGUGAAGAUGAUACACCGAGAUUUAAAAAAGAAAAUGGCUUUAGAAUUUUUCAGGGCUUCAAACUUUUUCACUUCCUUUUACAUUUUUACAGCCUCUGAGUUAAUCAUUGUAUUAGAAAAAAUAAUAAUCUAUAUCUAUAUAUCUGUUUAGGUUGAUUGAAAGUUUCCAAAGUUGUUGAUGCUGAAUGUUUUAAAUGAGCAAAAACCUUGCACAAAUGUUACAGCUCUUCCAAUGUAAAAUGCAGAUAUUUUGUAUUCUGAUUCCUUUCUAUUUUAAUUAUGCUUCUUGACUUUUGCACUACGUUCUUUGCUAUGCACCAAACCAAGACACAUUCCUUGUAUGUGCAAACCUACUUAUAAAGUGAUUCUCAUUCUCAAAUAAAACGUGUGUGUGCAACGUGA
This is a messenger RNA of Perca flavescens (yellow perch), 1426 nucleotides long. RefSeq lists its product as uncharacterized. Bases 41 to 928 code for a protein of 295 amino acids. Lineage: Eukaryota; Metazoa; Chordata; Actinopteri; Perciformes; Percidae. The record is from RefSeq and is a predicted model, not a curated record. The transcript has 9 exons.